AUGGGUUUCAUUGAGAAUAUACUGUCACUGGUGACGGUCACCAAUAUCUUCCUUUCACUCAUUGCCUAUGUUGUUUUGAAAUUUGUUUUUCAGAUCGUGCACUACCGGUUUUUCCAUCCCCUCGCGAAGUUCCCCGGUCCCUUCUGGGCGUCUGUGACGCGACUUUGGAUCGCAAAACAGAACCUACAGGAAACAGAGUACCUGACUGUUUACAAUCUUGCUAAAGAAUAUGGACCCGUCGUUCGCAUAACCCCAACCUUGCUGCUGGUCAGCGAUCAUACCAAGCUUCCCGAAAUCUACCAUCGCAAUGCAGACAAGACUGGUCACUACAUUACGGGUAGCUUCGGUGAAACAGAGAGCUUGUUCAAUAUGAGGGCGCACAAGACGCAUGCGGUUUUCAGAAAACACAUUGCGGGGUCAUAUAGCUUCACCAAUAUCAAGAAGAUGGAGCAGUUGGUCGAUAUGCGUAUCGAGGAGUGGAACACGAAGCUCGAUGAGACAUUUGCCAAGACAGGCAAACCGUUUGAUUUUGCCUGGUGGGCAGUGUACAUGGCAUACGAUAUUAUCAGUGAAAUCGGAUUUGGUGCUCCUUUUGGCUUCAUUGAGAAGGGAGAGGAUAUUGGUGGCCUCAUUCAAGGGUUCCACGAUGGUCUUCCUGCUUUCGGUAUGCUUGCGCGUUUGCACCCAUUUACUUCAUGGAUGAAGACGACCUUCAUGAAGAAGUACCUCGUUGCAACACCUCAGGACGACUCGGGUAUCGGUGUUUUGAUGCGCUUCCGCGAUCGCCUAAUCGACGAAAGAGUAGAUACUAUCAAGAACGGCAAGAAGAUUGACCGGAUCGACCUGCUACAAACCUUUAUUGAAGCCCGCACGGAGGAAGGCAAGCCGCUGGAUCUGGAGUACAUCCGCGCAGAGGUCCUGCUCGUUCUGCUUGCGGGCGCUGAUACCACCGGGACUGCUUUCCAGGCAAUGAUUCAGUUUCUGCUUUCGCACCCGGAGGCGUAUGAUCGCAUGAUGGAGGAGAUUGACAAUGCUUCUCGUAACGGGCUGCUCUCUGAUAUGCCUCAAUAUGACGAAGUGCUCGAGCACCUGCCAUUUUAUGUCGGCUGUGUGAAGGAGACAAUGCGCCUGUGCCCAUCUGCACCGAACAUCUUCCCCCGCUAUGUUUCCGAGCCUGGUCUCGAUUUGUACGGGAAGUUCGCUCCCCCGGGCACCGAGAUCUCUUGUAACCCUUACCUGGUGCAUCGUGAUCCGGCACUUUACGGUGAGGAUGCUGAAGAGUUCAAGCCUGAGCGUUGGUUAGAUGCCGAGAAAGCGAAGCUAUACAAUAAAUACAACUUUGCGUUCGGCUACGGCUCUCGUGUGUGCCUUGGUCGGGAUAUUGCAAUGAUGGAGUUAUUCAAGGGUCCAUUGCAGUUCUUCCGCUCAUACAAGCCCGAGGCUGUCAAGGAUAAGCCAGAAGCUAAGUUCAUGGUCAAGGGAGGUGUUGGAUACUGGCGUGAUGUGUGGUUGACUAUCUCCAAACGGCCUCAAGUUAAGCCACAGUAA
This is a messenger RNA of Penicillium macrosclerotiorum, 1548 nucleotides long. Its product is annotated as cytochrome P450. Lineage: Eukaryota; Fungi; Ascomycota; Eurotiomycetes; Eurotiales; Aspergillaceae. Bases 1 to 1548 code for a protein of 515 amino acids. The transcript has 4 exons. The record is from RefSeq and is a predicted model, not a curated record. Gene Ontology annotation, molecular function: monooxygenase activity; oxidoreductase activity, acting on paired donors, with incorporation or reduction of molecular oxygen; heme binding.